AUGAGCCCCAAAGCUUUACCAGAAAGCGAACAGAGUGUGACAAGUAGUACUGUCGACUCCUACCGGAGCAAUCAGCACCCACCGCUGUGGUUAGCCACAAAAAAUGGGAGGGAAGAUGAAGUGGAGUUACAGCUUAGUAUGGAUGGAUGGGACAAAACCAUGAUAGACCCAGAUGGCAGGACAGCGCUGUGGUGGGCCGUAUCGAUCGGAAAAGCAAGGUUAGUUGAAUUGCUGCUUGCGAAGCGGAAAUUCAACAUAAGCGAUAGACCUAGUGGUCAUUUUAAACUGUUGCAUGAGGCUGUACUGUCCAAGAACAUCGCUAUAACUCGACUCCUGCUUGACCAAGAUGGGCUGGAUGUGAACGUCCGUAGAAAGAGUCGACGGGGAGCGACACCGCUACAUUUGGCCACGACUCAAGGCCUGGAAGAGAUGGUGAAACUACUGCUUGCACAUCCUGGCGUUGAUGUGAAUGCUCGAGAUGAUAGCGGUGGAACUCCACUACAUGUAGCUGCGGACAAGGGUUCUACGAAGAUACUAGUGCUAUUGCUUGCACGUCUUGGCAUCGACGUAAACUCUCAAGAUCGUAGUAAUGAAACUCCACUACAUGUAGCUGUGAGGCGGGGUCAUAUCGAGAUAGUCAAGCUAUUGCUUGCACGAGCCGACAUCGAUUUAGCCCCACGCAAGUCGCCUCGUUCAACUCCACUUUACCUAGCCGCGAGAAACGGGCAUGAAGAUUUGGUAGACGUUUUACUACAUACACCAGGAUCGGAGACCAUGUUAGGUCAUGGUCAGGGCAGUCACCGUGGCUCACCACUACAUGCAGCUGCAGAGCAUGGUCACAGAAGUGCGGUGAAGCUGUUACUUGCGCAUAACGACACUGAUCCAGGUUCACGGGACGAGGAUGAUGCAACUCCACUGCAUCUGGCUGCGGAAAGAGGGCACAAAGGUGUGGUAGACGAACUUCUGACUACUCCUAAUAUAGAGGCCAUUGUGAAUCUUCGAGAUAAGGACGGUCAAACGCCACUGCAUAGAGCAGCGAUUCGUGGACAUGACGAGUGUGUCAUUGCGCUUAUGGAUUGUGCAGAUGUGAAUGUUCAAGACCAAGACCUCUGCACUCCUCUAUCUAUAGCCGUACAAGAAGAACAUCAUAAGGUGGUGGAAUGCCUGCUCAAAAAGCCUGGAAUUCUCGUACAUGAGCCAGACCAGGAUCAAUUUACACCGCUGCACAUAGCCCUGGACAUGCGCAACGAAAGCAUUGUAAGGCAACUUCUAAACGGUUCCGGCUUCGGCAAGACCCCAAAAGACAUACCCAGAGGUCUGCUAUCUUGUGCCACUCAAACAGGCAACAUCCCGAUGUUAAAGCUGUUGUUGGAACGUCUUGAACCCAAUGUUGUCGCCGCGAACAUCAAUGCCCUGGACGAAAACGAACAAACGUGGCUGUGGUCAGCUGCAAAACGGCGAGACAACGGUGUGAUGGAAUUGCUCAUUGCAAAGGAUGUGGUGACCUUGCGUCUACUAGUUCAGAAAGGGGAAGCAAUUUUAGUGGGGGUCUUAUUAGAGGCUGGCUACAAUGUCGAUACCAGAGACCAUCUCGGUCGCUCGGCCCUACACACCGCAACAAUACUUGGACACUUCGACAUAGCGAAGAACUUGGUAUCGUUUGGUGCGAGUGUCGAUUGUAAAGAUGAGCGAGGUAAUACAGCAUUACGCCUAGCAAUAAAACGAAAACGCUGCAACAUAAUCGACAUGCUCCUUGAGAGUUCUGCAGACACGACUGGGGUCACGACAGAUGAGUGGCUUGAUUCGUAUGACAGAAAAAUACCAGACGCUGUACAUCUGGAGCAAGAGCCGAGUGGAAAGAAGACUAUGAGUUUCAUUGAAGCAGCGGUGAUUCCAGAUACGAUCAGGCAGAUGCAUAACGCACCAAAGACAGAGACUCGUCUCAUACUGCUGGCCAACGAAUUGCCUUGGACAAAUGGCCAACUACAUCCCUGCAUCAUGCCAAUACGGCCAAACAUGCUAGAGACAUCCGUCUCAAGUCCUUCCAGAAGUGGUAAGGUUCGUUUCUCGGUCGCAAUUUGGUUCCCUGCUGGCUUCGACAAGACGAACAAAAAUCACUUCAAGGUGCCUGAUCGAGGCACUUGUAGAAUCACAUGGAGCACAUCAUCAACCUCAAAUGCAAAUGAUAGAGCAGGGCGUAGAUCAACGGAUUACUUCAGCAUGCUUUCUAGCGGCAGCAUUCCUAAGGAUGGGCUCGAUUUCUUUGCACAAUUUCUAUCCCACCUGCGAGAGGUGUGGUUGCAAACCUGUGACCUAGCUGAGCAGCAUUUGACUGAAUGUCGCAUCAGUCAACUCAAGGAAGAAGGCAAUGACCGUGACCUUAUAUUUCGGCUCGCACAAAACGCGCGAACAUGGGCUGAUCUUCGUAAAAUAUUGAAGGAACAAACGAAGACUGCUCAAAACUUUGCUUCGAACUACUCUUCUCGCUACAAUGGAAACCAAGGCUCCGAUGAGGUGGAUAUGCUGCUAUCUGAUUUCACGACUACAAUAGGUGGGCGACUCGACGCGCUCGAUCAGACCGUAAGAGAUCUGCUGCAGCUGGAAUUCGCCUGGGUAUCGAUAAACGAUGUUCAUAGGUCGAUCAGUAUUGCUACAAGCACGAAGCGCCUGAGCUGGAUAACGUUCAUCUUUCUCCCUGCAAUGUUUACAUCGAGCCUGUUUGGCAUGAACGUCGAUAUCUUGAAAGACAACCCCGACUGGCGCUGGUUCUUCCUCGCCGGAAGCAUUUGUCUGGUCUCCACCAUAUGUGCUUGGCUCAUUUUCAAGUACUGUCCGAUUGAAUCAUGGAUCGAGAGAGAGGUGGGACAGAAGAUACGACGCGUUGCGAAGGUUUCCGUACAAGUUGCUGCUGAACGAAAAGGACUAAAGGAGCCGCAGAAACUACCUUCCUAA
Molecule: messenger RNA, 2952 nt
Organism: Alternaria burnsii
Lineage: Eukaryota; Fungi; Ascomycota; Dothideomycetes; Pleosporales; Pleosporaceae
Exons: 7
Coding region: 1-2952 (983 amino acids)
Biological process (GO): metal ion transport; transmembrane transport
Cellular component (GO): membrane
Molecular function (GO): protein binding; metal ion transmembrane transporter activity
Source: RefSeq, a predicted model, not a curated record